GCCCGGACGUGCACCUGCUUAGAGAGUCCUCCGUUCGAUCCGGUACCCCGUCUGAGCAUCGUGCACCCAGCCAUGACAGCCCAUUCCUUUGCCCUUCCUGUCAUCAUCUUCACCACAUUCUGGGGCCUCAUCGGCAUCGCUGGGCCCUGGUUCGUGCCCAAAGGACCCAACCGUGGGGUGAUCAUCACCAUGCUGGUAGCUACUGCUGUCUGCUGUUACCUCUUCUGGCUCAUCGCCAUCUUGGCCCAGCUGAACCCCCUAUUUGGGCCACAGCUGAAGAAUGAGACCAUCUGGUACGUGCGCUUCCUGUGGGAGUGACCACUGGGAGUGACCGGCUGGCUUCUGGCCCCAGAUGCCCUGCUGUGAAAGAUGACCCAGCCUUGAUGUCCCUGGAGACCCUGCAUUCCCACUGGCCCCACCCAUCAGUAUGACGUUCUGUGCUCUCCGUGCCAGCGUGCUGUGGGAUCCAUACCCCCCAGAGCCAACCUGGUUUCAGUUUCCCCUGUGUUCCCAGCCAUUAGGGGGCCUCCAUUUUGGGAAAACCCUGUGCUUAGUCAGGACACAGUGGGGGCUAACCUGAGCUCAAAUCCCCACACUUGGCACUUCUCUCUCUUCCAAGCAGAUCCUGGCUGAGAAGCUGGACCUGCUGGGAUCUGUUUUCAUCCAGGGAGCAGAAGGCAGGACUCAGCCUGGUCCCAGAAAGGACUCAAGUCUUUGUGGAGAAGGGACAUGUGGCCCAGAACACUCCAAGCUUUUCAACUCUUGCCUCCACUGUGUUGAAAUAUUGGGUCAGGGUCACAGGCCUCCUCCAGCCCUGAAGUGGAUUACCCAUUUAGUUUCUUGCACUUCUAGAUGUGAAAUU
Molecule: messenger RNA, 862 nt
Organism: Rattus norvegicus (Norway rat)
Lineage: Eukaryota; Metazoa; Chordata; Mammalia; Rodentia; Muridae
Gene: Atp6v0e2
Product: ATPase, H+ transporting V0 subunit e2
Exons: 4
Coding region: 73-318 (81 amino acids)
Biological process (GO): proton transmembrane transport
Cellular component (GO): proton-transporting V-type ATPase, V0 domain; membrane; clathrin-coated vesicle membrane
Molecular function (GO): proton-transporting ATPase activity, rotational mechanism
Source: RefSeq, marked validated